AUGUCUGAAGGCAUGUCCAAGAAAAGGGGCAGAAAGCGUAGUAGUGGGGAACUGAGUGACACAAUAGAUCCUAACAGCAUUCUGGGACUCCGUAUUGAGCAUAACUGGCGUGAGAAGGGAAACCAGAGCAAAUGGAAAGGAACAGUACUUGACAGACUGAGUGUGAACCCAGCUCUGUACAUGGUUAAGUAUGACGGCUUUGACUGUGUCUAUGGGAUAGAGCUGUUCAGAGAUGACCGUGUGUCCAAUCUUCAAGUCUUAUCUGAGAAAGUUGUAAAUAAUAAACUCAAGAUCCCUCCUGGAGCUGAAGAGCUGGUGGGAAAGGCUGUGGAGCAUCUUUUUGAGAAGGAAGAUGGGGAAAAGAAUGAAUGGAGAGGAAUGGUCCUCUCCAGAGCUCCAAUAAUGACGCACUGGUAUUAUAUAACAUAUGAAAAGGACCCAGUUCUUUAUAUGUACCAGUUGUGGGAUGACUAUGCUGAUGGAGACCUUAGGAUACUGCCUGAAGCAGAAAACAAGCACUUAUUGCCCCCAGACAGAAAGCCAGGAGAGGAAACAGAGAGCCUGGUUGGGAAACAAGUGGAGUAUGUGACCGAUAAGGGCUUGAAGAGAACUGGCCUGGUCAUCUAUCAGGUCCCAGCGAAACCCUCUGUGUACUAUAUCAAAUAUGAUGAUGACUUCCAUAUUCAUGUGUAUGACUUGGUUAAGACCACCUAG
This is a messenger RNA of Knipowitschia caucasica, 714 nucleotides long. The record is from the annotation of a GenBank genome assembly. NCBI's taxonomy places the organism in Eukaryota, Metazoa, Chordata, Actinopteri, Gobiiformes, Gobiidae.